This is a messenger RNA of Exaiptasia diaphana, 923 nucleotides long. RefSeq lists its product as uncharacterized. Bases 1 to 906 code for a protein of 301 amino acids. The record is from RefSeq and is a predicted model, not a curated record. NCBI's taxonomy places the organism in Eukaryota, Metazoa, Cnidaria, Anthozoa, Actiniaria, Aiptasiidae. The transcript is spliced from 5 exons.
AUGCAGCAUAUACCGUCCGAGCGCCUUUUGGCAGCUAAUAAAGGGAAUACAGUCUGCAAAGACUUCAAAUAUCUUAAAUGCCUCAAAGACAAAGCAUUAAUAGGUCAUGUGAUAAGGAGUUUCUAUGCGAGCAGCGUUGRUAAGUGUCAGCAUAGCUGCUAUGUGCAAACCGGUUGYGUGUCGUAUAACUUGGGUCCAGUCACAGGUGCAAUAAGAUGGUGUGAGCUGAAUAGAUAUGAUCACUCGACGUCUCCUGCACUCCUUAAAAUCAGCGACAAGUCAGGUUAUGAGUAUUGCCCAAUAAAGAAUCCCUGUUCAUCCAACCCCUGCAUUGCUACGAAGCUUUGUAAACCAAGCCUCGAUUGGUCGUCUUUCAUCUGCAGGGAAGGCGUAUGGGGAUCCUGGGGAGCUUGGGUGCAGUGUCCAUGCCCUAAGAGACGUAAACGAGCCUGUCGUAAUCCACUGACAAAUGGAGAGGCRUCAGAUUGUCCUGGUUCAAAUGAAGAGACAAAACCAUGCUUAUACACUUCAGMGUUUCCAAACGAAGCUUGUAGUUCCCCUCUGGGAAUGUUCGAUAGAAGUAUCCCUGACGCAAACAUUCAUGCCUCAUCCUAUUACACUUGGAUGGAUUCGUGUAAACCCAAACAUGGUCGUCUUCACGACUGUUCACGUUGGGCUGCUGGAUGGUGUGCRAAAACGCUUUGGCCUUUAGGAGGCCAAUAUCUUCAGAUAGACCUCGGAGUGGCUAAAAAAAUAACCAAGGUAGCUACUCAAGGACGUCAUGGCGUAACUCAAUAUGUAACUAGGUACAGUCUUUCCUAUAGUAACGACACGGUGACAUGGUUUGAGUAUUCUGAAAAGGGCUUGAUGRGCAUUAGAAAGGUUCGCAAAAUAACCGUAAUGUAGACAUUGAYUAUUUAUUA